Pygocentrus nattereri (red-bellied piranha) is the source of this 5967-nucleotide messenger RNA. RefSeq names its product WD repeat domain 6 (gene wdr6). The transcript has 7 exons. Bases 137 to 3844 code for a protein of 1235 amino acids. NCBI's taxonomy places the organism in Eukaryota, Metazoa, Chordata, Actinopteri, Characiformes, Serrasalmidae. The record is from RefSeq and is a predicted model, not a curated record. Gene Ontology annotation, cellular component: cytoplasm. Gene Ontology annotation, biological process: tRNA methylation. Gene Ontology annotation, molecular function: protein binding.
UGCUUGCAUUGAAAACACGUUGAAGUGCAGUGAGAGUUGGCAGGCUUCGUCUUCGGGUCGCGUCUUUUAGCCCAUAUGCUGUCAAUGUUUACAAUCAUCAAGAUCCCUUAGAAAAAGCUGAGUUUUCUGAUGCGAGAUGCCACAGUUAAACAGCACGGCUGUCCUGGAGAGCAGUGCGCUUGUGGCACCUGUGACAGCGCUGGAGUUCCUUGGAGAUGACUACCUGUUGACAGGUGAAGGACCAGUCCUAUCUAUCUUUUCUCUCCGUGCCUCGCCCAAACAGUGCAUGUCACUUAAUGUUCUCCAUAAUUACCGCAUCCAUGGCAUACGGCCCAAGGGGCAAAAUAAAAGUGAUGGAAAUGUUCCUGAGACACCAACUCGGGAUGACGAUGUGAAGUUGGUCGUUUUUGGCGGAAAAUGUUUGCGCCUUAUCAACGUCAGGACAUGUGGCUCUGGUUUGGAGGUGGCAGGCCCUCUCAUGGAGCUCCAAGACUGGGUGUUGGAUGUUUGUUGGUUGAAGCCGGGAGAGGCCAACCCAUUACUGGGCGUAACUCUAGCUCAUAAUGCAGCAUUGCUUCUCGAGCCGCAAUCUGGCAAGGCCCUGACCCGCAGUUCCUGUGUAGAGGUGUGCCUUCUUUACUCUGCGCUUCUGAUUGGACCAAGCUGGGAAACCUCAGUGCUAGUGGGGGGAACUGUUUUCAAUCAGCUGGUGCUAUGGAGGCCUGGAGGAGCCGGAGCGAACAGCCAGGCUCAGGUCGAGAGGCGUCUGCUGGGCCAUAAAGGUGUGAUCUUCAGCCUGUGCUACCUUCAGAGCUCUGGAUGGCUAGCUUCAGCCUCAGACGACCGCAGUGUUCGUGUGUGGCAUGUUGGCAGGGUGGGUGGAGAUGGAGGGUGUGGAGAAGAAUCGCCUACAUGCUUGAGGGUGCUUUAUGGUCACCAGGCCCGGGUGUUCUGUGUAAGGCUCUCACCUGGUCAGGUGUACAGCGCCGGGGAGGAUGGGGCUUGCCUUUUGUGGGAAUGGGAAGGGGAUGGCAGAGUUGGGCGAAUGUUAAAAGGUCACAGGUCAGGUGGCAUCAGGGCAUUGGCUGUCAGUAAAGGCAGCGUGGGUGAAGGAAGUAGAUGGGUGGCUACUGGAGGUGCUGAUGGAGGGGUACGGCUGUGGAAUGUAAUAGACCAGAGUAGUGAAACAACAGCACUUGAGAACCAAAAGGAUUUGGGGUUUCGCGGGCGAGGUUCUCCCAAGGUGGUACGCUCAGUAGGAGGUCAUGAUUCUGUUCUUGUCUGCACAGAUCAAGGCGAAGUGUUUUUGCAUCAAGAUGGAUUGUGGGAGGCAAUUUGGAAUGGUGGUCCGGAAUUCCGGUCCUAUUGCAUAAUGGAAGUAGCAUACAUCCAAUUGCAAAAUUCCUCUACUGAUAAAGGUUUGUGGGUGUGUGCUCUGGGCAAUCUUAACGGAGGUGUCCAGGUGUUUCCUCUAAACCAUUCUGGUGCAGGUUUGUUCUUGCAAGCAGGUGAGGGGAAGAUCCACUCUUUACAGUGGGUGGAAGGGUGUGGUGUCUGGGGUUUUAGUUGGUGCCUCUUGGUUUCUGGCUCAGAAGGGCUUGUCUAUAGAUGGAUGGUACAGGUGGAAGAGGAUGAAACGGGACCAGUUUUGAUGAUGGAGAAGAUGAAACCAUUUAUGCUGCCACCUUGUGCUAAACGAUGGUUGACUGCUGCAGUUGUGAUGCCAAGUGGAAAGGAUGCAUCAUGGGUGUGUGGAGAUCGCCGGGGCUCACUGUUGCUCUACAGAGAGAUGGUGAAAGGUAUUCAGGUUGAGGAGAAAAUAGAUGAAGAAAGAGCUGAUGGGAACAUAAGGCUGGAGAACAAUAUGAAUGACGUAAGUAUUCCCAUCUCCCCAAUCAGCACACUGUUUGGCAUCCAUGGAAAGCGAGGUGUUACAAGUGUGUCUGAGCAUCAGGGUGUUUUUUACAGCACUGGCCGGGAUGGGUGUGUGCGUGUUCUGACUGUAAAGGGGGACUCUUUAAAUGUGCGCCGCAUCCAGCGAGCUUGCAAAGGGAUGGAGUGGCUGGAAAAGGUUCUGUUUCUUGAUUCUGAUGGACUACACCAUGAAAAGCAUAAAACUAACGAUGAAGAAAGUGAGAAACAGGAGGAGAGAUUAGCAGAAAGCAUGCCGGAGGAUGGACAAGUUGAAAGAGAAGAAAGUGAUGGAGGUAAAGAUACAUUGACUGAAGAAGCCAAAGUAAAGGAGAAGUGGCCAGAGAGUAAGCAAAAUGGGGAUACUGCAAGAGAAAGUGUCUCGGAGGCCUCUUUUAUUAUGGUUGGCUUCCAUUCCAUCCAGUUUGUUUUAUGGGAUCCACUGAGACGAGAAAAGCUUUUUUCAGCAGCUUGUGGAGGAGGCCACAGGUCAUGGGCUUAUAUCUGCCCUUCCAAUGUUCAAACACACCUGUCAAACCAUACAGUUGGACAAGGUACCCUGAUCUUCAUCAAGCAAGGGGCUGUCAUGGCAUCACAUUCUUUAACUUCUUCAGCAACUGAAGUUAGAGGCCAUAUCCUGAGAGAGGGGCUCCACGGCCGAGGUUUGAGCUGUGUGCACCACCUCGGAAGCGUUUCCAAGCCUGGAGUUUCUUCUGAAGCUUGGGAGGUGCUUAUUAUAGGUGGUGAAGACACCACAGUGACUGUGCUUGCAAUCAAACCUGAGCAGGACAUAGUGAAAGUUCUUGCCGUUAUAGCUGACCACAUCUCCAAUGUUCGGACCCUGGCUGCAGUCCCAGGAGGAGCGACGGAAGACCAAAAAAGCGACAGGUGGACAGACCCAUCUUCCUCUUUCUCCACACUGGUGUUCUCUGCUGGGGGCCGAGCUCAACUGCAGUGCUGCCACCUCCUGAUUGGCUGGGAGGAGCAGUUCAACUGGCCUGGCUGUCAGGUGACUCAGAUCGCUGGUCACCGAUUGGACGAGCAGUGGGAGAGGAGACGGAAUCGGCAUAAGACAGUGAAAAUGGACCCUGAGACAAGAUACAUGUCAAUGGCAGUGUUGCAUGAUGGCACAGACGUGGUCUUCUUGGCACUCGCCUGCAGUGAUGGUGCAGUAAGGCUUUUCACUUUGGCAAAGGACAGUAAAAAGAUUGAGUUGCUGUGGGAGACUUUUUACCAUCAGCGAUGUGUGCUCAGUGUCGCCUCCUAUAGCUUGGAGGACCUACAUGGCAAACAGCAUGUGUUGUUGUUCAGUGGGGCUACAGAUGGUGCUGUAGCUCUGUGGGAUCUGACUACAGUGUUGGACAGUAAAUCCAAGGACAGCUGGGACGGUCCAUCUACUCCUUGCUUCUCUGUCCUCUUCCAUCAGAGUGGAGUCAACACCCUCGUAAUAUCAGAACAUCAUGAGGACAUUAUCAUUUUGGCUAGUGGUGGAGAUGAUGGACAGUUAUCGGUGAUGAAGAUCAGAGUAGAGUUCAGUCAACCAGAGACAGGAAGUGUAUGUCCACAGGUGCUUUCCCAUUGGUCAGUUCCAUUAGCACACUCUGCCCCUCUGACUGCUCUGAGUGCUCUAAGUUCAACACAGCUGGUGUCCACCUCCCCAGACCAGCGUGUUUGUGUGUGGCGUUUGUGUGAUGAUGGACUUCACCACCAGGGAGCGAUGUUCUCACACACCGCAGAUGCUUCAGGUGUGUGGGCGUGGCGCAGAGAGGGGCCAGAAUCAGAGAGCGGGGCCUAUGUUGUGGUUUGUGGGCAGGGCUUGCAACUCUUGAAGUUAACAGAAAGAGAAAAGGAACAUGGAAAAGAAACAAGAGCAAGACAAAAAGAAGAAGAAAGACUGAAGGUGGUGUUUUCCGAUUGUUUUGUCCGAGUAUGAUCUGACAGAAUGUUUAAUUAUUUAUUACUUUAUACAUAGCAUGAUGGGAUAUGAUGAGCUUUUCAUAUAAAGUGUUAAGAUUCAAAAUAAGUUUUCAUUGGUCUUUUAAAUUGAUCUCAUUACGUGCAUUACAUCAUAUAAAUGUUUCUUGGUAAAGGAACCAGCAGACACAUUUGACAUAAAAACUUGUUACAUUAGAGUUAAAUGGGGGCUUUAGCCAGAAUUUAAACAUUGCUACAUCUGUUGUAAACAUGCCAACUUGCCUCCUCGUGUGGUGUCACAGGAGUCCCAAGAGGGGAAAGCUUUUCCAGUUUAGAGACAUAUUUUAAAAAAAUUUUAUGAGCACCUUGGAGCGUGCACAUUAAAGGCUGUUUUGAAUUUUACAUUUUUAACUUGGCUAUCGCAGAAGGAGGCCGUUUCUCAAAACGAAUAUUUCUGCAACUAGCUGUGUUACAGCAUCUUAACUCUUGUUAAAUAGCUGCUUUGCUGCAGUUCAGUCUUUCUUAGCCUGCUUUUAGUGUGGCCUGUGUAUUUGGAUUUCUCCGCUUUUCAUGACCAUUAUUUUCCAUAGUGUCCAGAUUCAUUUGAGAUCCAAAGGAUGAACAUUUAUUACAGAAGGGGAGACCAAAAUGCACUGAUAGAUUUGAGCUUUUAGGGCAGGAUGAGUGGGUCAUUAGCUGGCCUACUUAAACAUUCAUAUUCAAAGGCUUAACAGACAGAAUCAAAUAGGUAAAAAAUCAAAUAUAUGCAACUCUAUUUCCAAAAAAGUUGGGAUGUUAUGCAGAAUGAAAAUAAAAACAGGAUGCAAUGAUGUGCAAUUAUGUGAACCAUAUUUUUUAAAGGAAAAUACUACAAGGACAACAUUUCUGUUUCAACAUUUGAUAUGUUAUUGUUUUUUUGAAAAAUCUAUGACCAUUUUGAGUUUGAUGCCAACAACAUGUUCCAAAAAAGGUUGGGACAGGGGGAUGUUUUACUACAGUGUUUCAUCGCCUCUUCUUUUAACAGCUCUGUAAGCAUUUGGGACCUGAGGAGAUCAACUGUGGUAGAUUUAAAAGUGAAACUUUUCCAAUUCUUGCUUGUUAUAGGAUUUCAGCUGCUCAACAGUUCAGGGUCUCCUUUGUCAUGUUUUUCAUUUCAUAAUGCACCAAAUGUUUUCAGUGGGUGACAGGCAGGUCAGUUUAGCACCCAGACACUUUUAAUAAGGAGCAAUGCUGUUGUGAUAAAUGCAGAAUGUGGUUUGACAUUGCCUUGCUGAAAUAAUCAAGACCUUCCCUGAAAAAGACAUCAUCUGGAUGGCAGCAUAUGUUGCCAAAACUGAUCACACAUGUUCACAAAAUUUCUAAAUGUUCAUGUUCACUAAAGUUGCUAAAUUUCCUUCAUGAUCAAUAAAGUAUCUAUCUCUCUAUCUAUCUAUCCAUCCAUCCAUCGCACCCCUAUACCAUCAUGAAUACUCGCUUUUGAACUGCACUGAUAACACGCUCAGUGAUCUUUAGCCUGGAGGACACAGUGAUUUCCAAAAAAAGAAUUUCAGUUGUUGAUUUGUCGUACCGCAGUUCCACUUCCCCUCAGUCCAUUUUAAAUUAACUUGUUGUUUGCAUCAAAUUUACAAUGGGCAUACAUUUUUCAAAAAACAAUGCAAUUUCUCAGUUUCAACAUUUGAUAUGUUGUCCUUGUACUAUUUUCAAUGAUUUGCACAUCAUUGCAUUUUGGAAAUGGGGUUAUAAUAUAUAAUAAUAUAAAGAAUAUAAAUAAAGAACUACAUAGAUAAAUAGAUGAAAUACAUAGAUGUAGAAAAAAUUAUUUAUCGUAGCGUCCCACUACUGGCCGCAGUGGAGAGGGGUGGCUCAUGGUAGAUGCACGCUCCCCAAAAAGAGGGACAUUAAUGUUGGUAAUGUCGCUGUGUCAGGAGCUGUGGGUGCUUUAUGUUAGGGAUUGGUCACCACAGGGUGGUAGGCUACAGCUGGUGCUGACCUUCCCUGUGAGUUCAGAGCUUUGAAUGUGCCUUUUAUGCUGGUACUAAGGGAAAAAAUUACUUCUCACAGCAGAAUCAUGGCCUCCUCUGUGGCCCUCUCUUACUCUGCGCCAACGAUGUGAUGUAUCAAAAAUAAAAGCUAAUUUAAUUA